This is a messenger RNA of Suncus etruscus (white-toothed pygmy shrew), 1093 nucleotides long. RefSeq names its product transmembrane protein 265 (gene TMEM265). The record is from RefSeq and is a predicted model, not a curated record. NCBI's taxonomy places the organism in Eukaryota, Metazoa, Chordata, Mammalia, Eulipotyphla, Soricidae. The transcript is spliced from 3 exons. The coding region runs from base 436 to 765 and encodes 109 amino acids. Gene Ontology annotation, cellular component: membrane.
AGAGGCAGCAAGCUCAACCCAAGAGGGAAUUGGCAACCUCUGCCCCUGGUAGGGUUCCUUUCCUUAAGUUGGUUUUAAGUUAAAUAUUUUUCCUCUCCCAUUCACUCAAUUCCUGGUCUUUUCCUUAGAACUGCCUCUGAUGCCUCUAGCUUUUCCCAUCUUUUGUCCUUGCACUUUCACUUCUUUUCCAGAAGCAGACAUUUCACCUCCAAUUAAUCCAUCCUUUGCCCUCCACUUUCAUUCCUCCAUCUAGCCAAACUGGUUUGAGUCAGCCACACCCCUUUCCAAGCUCCUGAGGUUUUCUGGAGCUGGCAGGCUACCAACCCCUCCCCUGGGCUUGGCUUGUAGCCCAGUGUCCGCUCCAUCUCCACCCAAGCCAAAUCAAACCUGAGACAGGAGCCGAAACUCACAGUCCCUCAAGGCUAUCGGCAGGUGAUGGAGGACGAGGAGAAGGCAGUGGAGAGCUUGGUGUACAAAACGGAAGCUUCUCAUUCUCCAUCCCCCAUCCGUUGCUGCUGGUUCCGCCUCCGCUACUUGGCAGCUACUAGCAUUAUCUGUGGCUGCUCUUGCCUGGGAAUUGUGGCCCUUAUUUUUGCCAUCAAGGCGGAAGACCGGCAUAAGGCAGGCCUAUCUGAGGAGGCAGUGCAAUGGGGGGUCCGGGCCCGGAGGCUCAUACUGGCCAGCUUUGUCAUCUGGCUUACGGUCCUCAUUCUAGUUCCCCUGCUGCUGUGGCUGCUCUCCUACGCCAUCGCCCAGGCUGAAUGACCCUGGGUAGCCUCUGCUGAGAGUCAGCUAAGACCUGGAUUCUGCAGUGUGGAAUUGCUAGGGUCUGGUGCCAGCAGUGGUCUUUCCUGGUUGGAAGGAUGGUGCCUCUCAAAGGGCUUUGGACAAGAACUUCUAGCCCUUUAUAAGAGGAGACAGAGCUGAGACUGAUGAGGGGAAAGUCAACUUGCUCUGUUCUUUCAGUGCCCACCACCUCUCUGCCACUCAGCCCUUACUCCAUCUUUGGAUUUCUAUUCAGGCAUGGGGUUGAAGACCAGACCAACUUUUAUUAGAAUCUGUUUUGUAAUAAAGACCUUUUUUAGUGGUGAAA